This is a messenger RNA of Clunio marinus, 753 nucleotides long. The record is from the annotation of a GenBank genome assembly. NCBI's taxonomy places the organism in Eukaryota, Metazoa, Arthropoda, Insecta, Diptera, Chironomidae.
AUGACACCAGAUGGCGCUAGAGUUGAUUUUUUAAUUAAUUCUUCUCUACUACCUUCUGCGCCCUCUGGUGUUACUUUAUUGAAAUACGUUGUAGAAGAAAAAGUUGCAGAAUACAUUAAGAAACAACUUUCUCAAACAUACCUUAUACCUAAAUCCUAUAGUUUAAGUUUUAUAUUUUAUUUUCAUUCACAAAUUCAGAGCGUCAUACGAGCAACGAACACGAGCAACGUACUUGGUAAGCUCUAUUUAAAAGUGCAAGAGGUUUCAGAAAAAUCUCAAGCCAAACCUAUUAUAUCCAGCUUUGAAUUUUGUGACCGUCAUACGAGCAACGCUGGGAUUAGCCAUAUCUUGACAGUGCUUAAUGCAGAAAAAUUUUUAAUGCACUCAUUAAGAAGAUUACAAAAAAUGAAAGUUUCAACUCAACCAUCUCAAAAAUUCGGAAUGAGUUUCGUUUUUGGCUUUUUGAUUGGAUUUUUAUGGAGUUUGAUUUAUUUCUUUGGAGACACUUCAUUUUUCUAUGCGACUUUAGUCAAAAAGGAAGUCCUUCCACAAGUAUACGUCAUAACACCCACCUACAGACGACAAGAUCAGUUGGCUGAUUUAACUGGAUUAGGGUACACGUUGAAGCAUGUUCCAAAUUUGUUAUGGCUAUUAAUAGAAGACUCUGAUUCACUAAAUCCACUUGUGGCGGAUCUUCUAAAGAAAAUUAAUGUUCCUUUCGUUCAUUUAAAUGGCAAGUGUUUAACACAUUAA